Messenger RNA from Terrapene triunguis (Three-toed box turtle), 3457 nucleotides. RefSeq names its product myotubularin related protein 10 (gene MTMR10). The transcript has 16 exons. NCBI's taxonomy places the organism in Eukaryota, Metazoa, Chordata, Testudines, Emydidae. The record is from RefSeq and is a predicted model, not a curated record. The coding region runs from base 97 to 2391 and encodes 764 amino acids.
GAACCCCGCCUGGCUCGGGCAGGACUGGGGGCUCACCCCGCUGUUUGCCUCACCCGGGGAGCAGCCUCCUGCGGGGACUGCCGGGGGGCAGCCGCAAUGUUUUCGCUCAAGCCAGCGAAACCCACCUUCAAGUCCUACCUUCUGCCGCAGGUUGAAGACAAAAUAACCCCAGAGCCCAAGAUUAAAAAGCUGGAACCAGUACUUUUGCCAGGUGAAAUUGUGGUAAAUGAAGUCAAUUUUGUGAGAAAAUGUAUUGCAACAGAUACAAGUCAGUAUGAUCUCUGGGGGAAGUUGGUUUGCAGUAACUUCAAGAUUUCAUUUAUUACGGAUGAUCCCAUGCCACUUCAGAAAUUCCAUUAUAAAAACCUCCUCCUUGGUGAACAUGAUGUGCCGUUAACAUGUAUUGAACAAGUUGUCACAGUAAAUGACACAAAGAGGAAACAGAAGGUCCUUGGUCCCAACCAGAAACUUAAAUUUAAUCCAACAGAAUUAAUUAUUUAUUGCAAAGAUUUCCGUAUUGUCCGAUUUCGCUUUGAUGAAGCAGGCCCUGAGAGUGCAAAAAAGGUGUGCCUUGCAGUAGCACAUUAUUCCCAGCCAACAGAUCUCCAGCUCCUCUUUGCAUUUGAAUAUGUUGGGAAAAAAUAUCAUAAUCCAGCAACAGUAAAUGGAAUAGACCCAGGAGGCGGGGGCAGCGGCAGCGGUCAACAGACUCCUUUAUUUGAAACUUACUCUGAUUGGGAUAGAGAAAUCAAAAGAACAUGCGCAUCAGGAUGGAGAGUUUGUUCAGUCAAUGAAGGUUACAUGAUAUCUACUUGCCUUCCGGAAUAUUUUGUAGUCCCAUCUUCCUUAGCAGAUCAAGAUCUAAAGCUCUAUUCUUACUCUUUUAUUGGAAGACGAAUGCCCCUUUGGUGCUGGAAUCACUCUAAUGGGAGUGCUCUUGUGAGAAUGGCCAACAUUAAAGAUGUAUUGCAACAAAGAAAAAUAGAUCAAAGGAUUUGUAAUGCAAUAACUCGAAGUCAUCCACAGAGAAGUGACGUUCAUAAAUCAGAUUUGGACAAGUGUCUGCCUAAUAUCCAGGAAAUCCAGGCUGCAUUUAUCAAACUUAAACAGUUAUGCGUUAAUGCAGAACCUUUUGAAGAAACGGAAGAAAAAUGGUUAUCCUCACUGGAAAAUACUCGUUGGCUAGAGUAUGUCAGAUCAUUCCUUAAGCAUUCUGCUGAACUUGUAUAUAUGCUGGACAGUAAGCAUGUCUCAGUAGUUCUGCAAGAGGACGAAGGACGGGACCUGAGCUGUUUCGUAGCCUCCCUCAUUCAAGUAAUGCUGGAUCCCUAUUUUCGGACAAUUGUUGGAUUUCAGAGCCUGAUACAGAAGGAAUGGGUCAUGGCAGGAUAUCAGUUUCUAGAUAGGUGUAACCACUUAAAAAGAGCUGACAAAGAGUCUCCCUUGUUCUUGAUGUUUCUGGACUCGAUUUGGCAACUGCUAGAACAAUAUCCAUCAGCCUUUGAGUUUUCUGAAACAUAUUUGACCAUAUUGUAUGAUAGUACACGGAUCUCAUUGUUUGGCACCUUCCUUUUCAACUGUCCUCACCAGCGAGUAAAGCAGAGCACGGAAUUCGCUAUAAGCAAAAACAUCCAGUUGGGUGAUGAAAAAGGCCUAAAAUUUCCUUCCGUUUGGGACUGGUCUCUUCAGUUUGCAACAAGAGAUCGCAUGCUUUUUCACAACCCCUGGUAUAUUGGAAAGAGUGCACCAUGUGUACAAAAUGGGUCUGUGAAAAGUUUUAAACGAACAAAGAAAAACUACAGCUCAACACUGAGAGGAAUCCCCCCAUCGUUAAAGAAUGGGAUCAUCAACGAGCAAGAGUUUCUUCCAAGAAGAAAUUCACUGAUACUAAAACUGAAACCAGACUUUCUUCAGCAGAUGGAUAGCCAGACCAAUAGCAUGGAGCAGUAUUUCAGAGAAUGGUUCUCAAAGCCUGUCGACUUGCAUGGUGUAAUUCUACCCCGUCUGUCUGGAACUCACAUAAAACUGUGGAAACUUUGCUACUUCCGCUGGGUUCCUGAGGCCCAAAUUAAUAAUGGUGGCUUCAUCACUGCCUUCCAUAAAAUCUCUGUGCUGACAGACCAAGUAGACAUGCUAAACCAGAGUCUUCGGCAGUACAAAAGCAGCUCUUCUUUGCAAGCGAACUGUUCAGAACUGGAUCAAAGCAGGAUGUACUUCAGAGCAAAUGGUUUAAAUGACAAUGCAGGGACCCCAGAUUUUCUCUCCUCCUCAUUCCCAUUUUCUCCAAUAGGGAACUUAUGCAGACGGAGCAUUCUGGGAACACCCUUAAGUAAAUUUCUAAGUGGUGCCAAAAUCUGGCUGUCCACUGAGACGCUUGCAAAUGAGGACUAAGACAUUGUGAUGCUUAAACAUAUGGGGGGAAAUCGCAGACCAUUGUGUCUUCUCUUAAGUUAACACUGCUAACUGCGGCAUCUGAAGCUGUAAUAAUUUUAUUUACAAAUAUUACAUAAGUUUUGCACAAAUAUUUAAAAGCAAAGCAAAUCAUGCUUCAAAUCGCACAAUUUUGUUUUCAGUAGUUGUCAUGUAAACUUCUUGUCUGGUUUCUGAUGAUUUCUUCUGUGUUUUCUAGGUCUGGCUCAUUAUGUAAGAUCAGCGAUUUCACUCACUAAUGCAAAGGUUGGGUGUGGUCACUAAUCAGGUUUUCUUUUUGUUUGCAAUGUCUGUUUUCCCAACUGUUGACUGAAGCUAAUCUUUUAUGUCAACACAGAUUAGCAAAUCAGAUUGGUGAAAACAAACAUCAAGGACAUUUUGCAUUAAUGUAGCCAUAUUGACUGGCAGUUGUAGAAAUCUGGGAACAAACUACUUUGUCACAGUACACGUGUAGUAAGGACACAUUUAUAUGCUUCCAUACUAUCUUUCUGUGAUUUGGUUUACUUAGUGUAUGUUGCAUUGGUGCAGUGUGUACUGGUUUUUGUUUUCAGUUACCCUUUAGAGAGACUAUUCAAAUUUUUGUUCAAUGUCAUGAGCUUGCAUUUAGUUCACAGGAACUGACUUCAGGACAAUAUGCACUGUUAACCUUAAAAUGUUCACUGUAGAGAAUAAUAUUGUAGCCUUAGAAGUGCCUUUAAUUGGAAUAAAAUAUUAGUAAGAUGUGUCUAACACACCAUGAAACAUAUUUGUUUUUCAAUAGGUUAAUGAACUGCCCACUAAAACAUAAUUUAAUUCAUAAAACAAACUCUGGAAAUCACCAAAAAGCCAGUUAGCCUUCUGAACAGCAGAAACCUUAAAUGACAAUAUGCAAAUUAGCAGGGAAAUUUUCUCUAGCCUAAAACAAGACUGAUUUCCUGUCAGUCCCAGAAAAUAAAGAACCUUAUUCUACCACUCCUAAAACUACUUUGUUUCUUAUGUGUCCAUUUAUAGGAGUGGAGGUUGUGCUGGGAAAGUCUCUCCCCCCCCC